Messenger RNA from Sus scrofa (pig), 10399 nucleotides. It is a transcript of the gene KIF16B, whose product is annotated as kinesin family member 16B. Gene Ontology annotation, biological process: microtubule-based movement. Lineage: Eukaryota; Metazoa; Chordata; Mammalia; Artiodactyla; Suidae. Gene Ontology annotation, molecular function: microtubule binding; phosphatidylinositol binding; microtubule motor activity. The record is from RefSeq and is a predicted model, not a curated record.
UCCACAAUCCCCAGAGUUUUGGGGAAAUGCAGUAUCUCAGGUUUCACCCCAGAACUGCCCAGAUUCUGCACGUUCAUAAGCCUCCUCAGGUGAUUUGUAUAGGCCUUAAUGUUUGCGAAGUACUAGGAAGUAUGCACUUUAACGUUUGAGAAGAUGAGCCAACUCCUUAUCUUAUAAUUAAUCUUCCUUUUCAGAGACUUCCUUACUCUCGGUUGGAAAUAUUCUCUGGCUAUGUUUCUUUUCCCUCUGGUGUGAGAUGAAGGCUUUACCGCCUCAUACUCAAAAGCUCCAGGAGUGCUGGGUGGGGCCACAGUGUCUGCAGGGUUGCUAUAGUCUAUUUUGUUAAAUGGAAAAGUCACGAACGGACUGAGAGUUACAGGCAUGUGGAGGGCGUUAGGAAUAACUAACACAUGAAUAAAUGAGUGAAACCUUCCAAACAACCAACCAAAAAAGCCGCAGACACAAAAAACCGCUUUAAUAUGUAAUCUAGAAUUCCUCCUACAAAGUUUGUGUAAUUUGUUGUCUUUAAGAAUUGGGCUGGCUUUGCCGGCUCUGGGCCCCUUGCCAGUUCAGUGCGCUGAGACCUGCGACCCGGAGAGGGUGGUCGCGGGCUUGGAUGACAGUGGCUCGCGUGGAUGUCAGGCCACACCCUCCGAGGAGGUCCGCGCCGAUUGUCCCCACGCAGCUCCCAUAUAAAGUGGCCCCACCCCUGCCUGGGCAGCCCAGGCGCCGCGCCAGCUUCUUCCCGGAGUCUCUAACUCGCCCGCCGCUACCGCGCAUGCCCGGCCCUUUCCGGAAUCCAGUACUCCUGGUUUUUCCGCAGCCGCGUAGUCAAAUCCGCACUCAGCGCCGUGCUUCUCAGGGGAAAAACCCAGGAUUUUUAGGGCUCUGGAAACACACGGAUUGCUGAUUCCAGGUCAGCCUGCGGGCUCUAGGGAAGCUGAUGAGAUCAUUAUUCCUUGUCUGGGAAAAGGACUUGGAAGCCAAAUUCAUCAUUCAAAUGGAGAAAAGCAAAACAACAAUCACAAAUUUGAAGAUACCGGAAGGAGGGACUGGAGACUCAGGAAGAGAACGGACCAAGACCUUCACCUAUGACUUUUCUUUUUAUUCUGCUGAUACAAAAAGUCCAGAUUAUGUUUCACAAGAAAUGGUUUUCAAAACCCUUGGCACAGAUGUCGUGAAGUCUGCAUUUGAAGGUUAUAACGCUUGUGUUUUCGCCUACGGUCAGACUGGAUCAGGAAAGUCGUACACUAUGAUGGGAGAUUCUGGUGAUUCUGGCUUAAUACCUCGGAUCUGCGAAGGACUCUUCAGUGGGAUCAAUGAAACUACCAGAUGGGAUGAAGCAUCUUUCCGAACUGAAGUCAGCUACUUAGAAAUUUAUAAUGAACGGGUGAGAGAUCUGCUGCGACGGAAGUCAUCCAAAACCUUCAACUUGAGAGUCCGUGAGCAUCCAAAAGAAGGGCCUUAUGUUGAGGAUUUAUCCAAACAUUUAGUACAGAAUUACAGUGACGUCGAAGAGCUUAUGGAUGCAGGAAACAUCAAUCGGACCACAGCAGCCACAGGAAUGAAUGACGUCAGCAGCAGGUCCCACGCCAUCUUCACCAUCAAGUUCACGCAGGCAAAAUUUGAUUCUGAAAUGCCGUGUGAAACCGUGAGUAAGAUCCACCUGGUCGAUCUUGCCGGCAGUGAGCGGGCGGAUGCCACUGGUGCCACUGGGGUCCGGCUGAAGGAGGGGGGGAAUAUCAACAAGUCCCUCGUGACUCUGGGGAAUGUCAUUUCUGCCUUAGCUGAUUUAUCUCAGGAUGCAGCAAACCCUCUUGUAAAGAAGAAGCAAGUGUUUGUGCCUUACAGGGAUUCUGUUUUGACUUGGUUGUUAAAAGAUAGCCUUGGAGGAAACUCUAAAACUAUCAUGAUUGCCACCAUUUCACCUGCUGAUGUCAAUUAUGGAGAAACCCUAAGUACUCUUCGCUAUGCAAAUAGAGCCAAAAACAUCAUCAACAAGCCCACUAUUAACGAGGAUGCCAACGUCAAGCUCAUCCGUGAGCUGCGAGCUGAAAUAGCCAGGCUGAAAAUGCUGCUUGCUCAAGGGAAUCAGAUUGCCCUCUUAGACUCGCCCACAGCCUUAAGUAUGGAGGAAAAACUUCAGCAGAAUGAAGCAAGAGUUCAAGAAUUGACCAAGGAAUGGACAAAUAAGUGGAACGAAACUCAAAACAUUUUAAAAUGCUUCCUGCUCUGCCCUGCUCUUUCUCAGACCUGCCCAGAGCAGUUCCAGGAACAGACUCUCGCCCUGAGGAAGGAAGGGAUUGGCGUCGUCUUGGAUUCCGAGCUGCCCCACUUGAUUGGCAUCGAUGACGACCUUCUGAGUACUGGAAUCAUCUUAUAUCACCUGAAGGAAGGUCAGACGUAUGUUGGCAGAGAAGAUGCUUCAACAGAACAAGAUAUUGUUCUUCACGGCCUUGACUUGGAGAGUGAGCACUGCAUCUUUGAAAAUGUUGGGGGGACAGUGACUCUGAUCCCCCUGAAUGGGGCCCAGUGCUCUGUGAACGGUGUUCAGAUCAUGGAGGCCACACACCUCAAUCAAGGCGCGGUGAUACUCUUAGGAAGAACCAACAUGUUCCGCUUUAACCAUCCGAAGGAGGCUGCCAAGCUCAGGGAGAAGAGGAAGAGUGGCCUCCUGUCCUCGCUCAGCCUGUCCAUGACCGACCUCUCCAAGUCCUGUGAGAACCUCUCCGCCGUCAUGCUCUACAACCCAGGUCUUUUCCCUAUAAAAGGACCCAUCUGUCUAAGACUUGAAUUUGAGCGGCAGCAGCGGGAAGAACUUGAGAAAUUAGAGAGUAAAAGAAAACUCAUAGAGGAGAUGGAGGAAAAGCAAAAGUCUGAUAAGGCGGCGCUGGAGCGGAUGCAACAGGAGGUGGAGACGCAGCGCAAGGAAACUGAGAUCGUCCAGCUCCAGAUCCGCCGGCAGGAGGAGAGCCUCAAACGCCGUAGCUUCCACCUAGAGAGCAAGCUCAAGGACCUGCUCGCUGAGAAGGAGCGGUUCGAGGAGGAGAGGCUGAGGGAGCAGCAGGAAAUCGAGCUACAGAAGAAGAAGCAGGAAGAGGAGAGCUUUCUCCGCGUCCAGGAAGAGCUCCAGCGGCUGCAAGAACUCAAUAGCCACGAGAAGGCGGAAAAGGAUCAGAUAUUUCGAGAGCUGGACCAGCUCAAAAGGGAGAAGGAGGAGCAGUACGCCAAGCUAGAGCUGGAGAAGCAGCGGCUGGAGGAGCAGGAGAAGGAGCAGGUCCUGCUCGUGGCGCACCUGGAGGAGCAGCUCCGGGAGAAGCAGGAGAUGAUCCCGCCGCUGCGGCACGGGGAGGUGCAGCGCGCGGAGGAGGAGCGGCAGGACCUGGAGAGCAUCCGGGCAUCGCUUCUGCGGGCCAAGGAGGCCCGCGCUGAGGGGGACAAUGACGACGGCCAGGAGCUAGAACAGGCUCAGCUGCGUUUCUUGGAGUUCAAGCGAAGGCAGCUGGCCACGCUGGCUAACCUGGAAAAGGACCUGAUUCAGCAGAAGGACCUCCUGAAGAGAGAGGUCGAGGAAGAACAGGAAACACUGGCGCGCUUGAAAUCUGGCAACGAAGAAUUUGGGUGGUUGGGACAAAAUGAUGGCGGUGUCACAGAGGCCCCCCAGAUGGCGGGAGAUGUAGAGAAAAUCAAGCCAGUGGAGUGCAGGCUGCAGUACAAGGAGCGCCAGCUCCGAUGCCUCUUGCAGCAUCAUUUGCCGAUGCUGUUGGAGGAGAAGCAGAGAGCCUGUGAAAUCCUUGACCGGGGGCCCCUGGGCCUAGACAACACUCUUUAUCAAGUGGAGAAGGAGAUGGAAGAGAAAGAAGAACAGCUGGCCCAGUACCAGGCCAGUGCCAACCAGCUGCAAAAGUUACAGGCCACUUUCGAGUUCACAGCCAACGUAGCCCGGCAGGAGGAGAAGGUGAGGCGGAAGGAAAAGGAGAUUCUGGAAUCCCGGGAGAAGCAGCAGAGGGAGGCGCUGGAGCGGGCCGUGGUCCAGCUGGAGAGGAGGCACUCGGCCCUGCAGAGGCGAUGCGCCCGGGGCCUGGGGCCAGAGGAACAGAGGCAGAAGCCGGCCAGCCUGAGCGGGGGUGAAGGAGCAGAGCAGUCGGGACUCUGGGCCAGCCUAGGGGCUGAGCAGGAAGCCCUGGAGAAGGACCAGGAGAGGUUAGAACAUGAAAUCCAGCAGUUGAAGCAGAAGAUCUGUGAGGUCGAUGGUAUUCAAAAAGGGCAUCACGGGACCUCAGAAGGAAAGUCUGCAUCUUCCAGCUUGGUAUCCAGUGUUGAAAAUUCUCCCCUUGCCCCUCUGAUGGAUGCCAGGAUCAGUGCUUACAUUGAAGAAGAAGUCCAGAGGCGUCUUCAGGACUUGCGUUGUGCAGUUGGCAAUGGCACCAGCACACCUGCAGAGACUGCAAAGGGUAACGAGAAACUUCACAAUGGCACCAUUCAACGUAAGCUAAAAUAUGAGAAAAGCUCUCCUGCCCUGUUGCUGCCCAAAGAAGUCACUGACGCCCCCGACGGAGAAGAGAGAAGGGGAGUGAACCAGAACCACUCCCAGAGCCGUUCCAUGACGUGGAGCAUCCCAGGGCCCAUGGCCCCUUCCUCAGCACCAGGCUGGGGAGCCUGCCGGCAUCAGGCGGGGUCUCAGGCCUUGGAGCAUGAGCUGUCACUUAACAGCCACAGCAGAUGCAGUCCUGACUAUAAGACAAGCAGUUUCCAACCAGAAUGUUUCCAUCUACCUAAAAUCUCUUUGCUUAACAAAAGCAUCCCCAAAGGGGCAGAACAUUUUCAGGGUGAGUCAGAAAAUGCCAGUGAGCCGACACCUCGCCAAGGCGAACACAGCCCGGGGAUCACGUCCAGCUGGACUUGGCUGCAACGCGCAUCCCAGGAAGUGUGUAUGAACAGUGGGAGCUCGCAGACCAGGCAGAGCCAGCUACUCUGCCUCAUUCUCUUGGAAAGCAUUUCUGCAGGAACAGUGGCCUCGAAGCUCUGCCCUGAGCAGAAAGCCCGGAAAGAGUCAGAGACUGAAGCAGUUCACUCUCCAGAGUCAUCGAUGACGGCCGGAACAGAGGGACGCAGUGGGUUGGGAUAUUUUUACCAGCAGGUCUCAGACUUUUACAGAGACACCAGCACCCUACUGCUACAGGCUGGCACAAAGGCCAUCAGCCAGGCCAGGCACGUGGGGGUCCUGUGUGACCCCGGUGGGCUCGCCUCCCAAGCUGCAACCUUCAUCAGGAGGCUGCCGUUCCUGAAACUCUUACCCCUGGACACGCUCUUGGAGACACAAGAAGUGUCAGCUGAUGCUCAUUCUUGCCCCAAAGAAGCCCACGUUGGUGACCGCAGGGAACAGCCUGGGGCCAGGGGGCAGGCGGGGAGCCUGGUGCCCUAUGGAGCCUUGGGCCUGCCUCCUGCCCCAGCAGCUGCCAAGUUUCCAGGCUCCUGCUCAGGCUCAGUUUUCUGCCUCGAACUGGAAGGUGCCAAAAGGGGCUCUGUGUUUAAGCAGACCCUCGUGCAGUUCCCAGACAAAAUGCUGAAACUUCAGGAGUGCCCCUUAAAGGACUUCCUGGAGCUGGUGGCCAGUUCCCUCCCAGAACUUGCCAGUGACACAAGUGAGGUUCAAGGCGUCUACUGGCUUGCUGUCUCCACCUGCGCGGAACCUUCCCCUCGGGCUGCCUGUUUGCUCCUGCUCCGCUCGGCCCUGUACGCGCUGGUUCUGUCUGGGGAUCCCCUGGCCUCCAUGGUCGUUUUUCAUGCUCUACCCCUUGCUGAGUUACAGGAGAUUCAGAUCGGCUUUGCGGGGCAGAGUUUACGACUCCUGGGCUCUUCAGAGAGUCUUCUGCUCACCGUCUUUAGUUACAACAAAAACCUCUGUCAGCAGAUAUGCCAGGACCUCCUGUGUGUGCUGUUGUCUGCAUCCCAGUCCUCCGCCUACACCAACCAUCCUUUGCUCCAACAAGACCUGGUCCAGCUUUCUCUCAACUGGCAGGCAGAAGUCCCUGACUUAGUCUUGGCAAAUGGAGUUCGGUUGUCCUCCAAAUUCCAGAGCACCUUGGUGGACCUGAUCUACUAUGUUCAUGGAAAUCUGGACGCCGACGCCCCCUCUCUGGCAGAGGCCCGACUCUUGCUCUACACAACGGUCAGAGUGGAGGGUGACUCUGGCCAAGGCCGUUGCCAGUCGCUGGCCCUUCUAAACACGCACAUUGCCCUGGUCAGGGAAGACUGCGUGUUCUACCCUCGGAGCCACUCUCUGAGCUCACCACCUCCAGGAACACGGUUUGACAUGGUCACAUGCCGCGCUUUGAGGGAAUUCCGGUGCCUUGUUGUUCCAGACCCGAACUCAUCCACCAUUGAACUCAUCUUCUCCCAAAGACCCAGACACCCACCAGAUUCCAGAAGUGCUCCCUCCAAGCACUCUCGGGAAGCCCAGAAUGUUCUGCCCUGCGCCAGCACACUGUGUCCAGGGGGUGGCCAGAAUGUGGCUGCCGAGAUCUGGAAACUGACCUUCAACUCUCAAGAUGAGGCUCUCUGGCUGAUCUCACACUUGACAAGGCUCUAGGGAGGUGCCUUGUAAAAAUACUCUGUAUAUUUUUUGAGCUCUUUCAUUAAACAUGAUGAAAACCAUCCAGGUCUCUGAUGAUGUCAGUGUAGCUACCUGAUUUGAGAAUGGAAAAAUGUAGACCUCUGUACAUUGGAAAGGUAAACAUUUAAGAUACCUACAAUGACAUAAAAGUAGGCGAUAGCAGUGCACUGAUGGAAUACCUUUGUGAAACCACUUGUUUCAUUUUCCUGAGCCUCAGCCUGUGAGUCAGGUCUGCUUUGUUAUUUGUGAGGUGAUGAAAGCCUUUCUGACUGUGGUGGCUUCCUGUCGACUUGGCUUUUGUGCCUUGGUGUCUAUUUCUGCUGGACUCUGGCGGGCAGAACUCUGCUGCCUACAAAGGUGCCUGGUCUGGCAGGGACCUUCUCAAUAUCCACGGUGUUGACCAUGGUUGGGACAGCUCAGCAGAGCACGUUUCUGAAGCACCAGGCUUCCCUGGAGGACCCAGGGGUUUAAAACGCCCUCCCCUCACCGUAACAUGAGAGGUGGUGGGGCUGGGAGGGUCAGCACUGAUGCGCUGUGGGGUCAUUUUCCUCAGGUCAUCACCUUUGCCUUCCUCCUUAUAGAUGUCUGGACUGUUCCUUCCCGGCCCGUGUGAUUUCAGAUCCUCACUUGUUGGUUUGGUUUUGACUCCCCUCCCCUAGACCACGUGCUCCCAUGUGUCAGUCUUUUCUCUCAGCAUUUGUGUUUCUCUCCUGGAAAGGAAUGUAGCUUUUUUGGCUGCAUUAUGCUGUCUUAGCAGAUACAGGGCCUCCUCGAAGGCAUCCAGGGCUUCCUCCACCCUCCCUCCUGCCUCUCAGCCCAGGCGUCUCUCUUAACCUCAGGCAAAGGUGUCCUGCUUCUGGGAGGAGGUCACAACCCAUGUCAGUCCAAGGCCGGGCUCUCCCCUCCUCACCAGGGACACGAUUGCUUGCUCUCCUCUGCUGUAAGAGGCUUAAGACUGAGCUCUUCAGAAUCUCUCUCCUCUGGUUGACUCUGCAUUGUACCCACCUCGGUUCAAGUUGCCUACGAGGAAUCUGCUUACCCAUUUUGUGUUUGUUGUAUUUCCUGGGCUGCUCUGCCCAUGUCCUCCUAUUUCUCAGGUUGAGGGUUCUGCUAACUUCCAGAGUCCCAGGAGGAAGGAGGCCCCUCCCCCUUACCCCAUUCACUCUCCUUGGCUUUGGCCAGGGUCAUAUGUGUUCACGGGAGCUGCACCACAGUGUGUCUGCAGUCGAGUGGCUCUGCCAUUCUACUCAGGCCUUAGCCUUGGCCCAGCCUGGAGGGGUCACUUUCUGUUCUGGCCAGACCUGUAGAUAAUGUGCAACAUAAAUGUCAUACCCUCUGCUUCAUUGUUAAUCUGGUGUCAAGGCCAACCUUCCCAGAAACUGGCUGUCUCCCUUUUGGCUGGGAAGUGCAGGUCCUCCUUCUCUUCCCCAUCAGAGCUGACAGCACGCUCAUUAACUUGUUCCGCAUUCUCAGCAAUGGUUUUCCUCUCCCCAGGUUCUGGGGAAGUGAGCGGGGGAAGCAGGACCGAGGAAAGUGUGUCAGGGUCCUGCCUGGUUUGCCGUAGCCAAGCAAAGUUUUUUGUCUUUUUGAGGCAAUAGAAUUCGGAUACUUAACCUCUUCCACACCCUCACUCCAUGCACACACAGAUGUAGACACACACACACACCACGCCCUAUUGCUUUACACACAGGGCUUUUGAGGCUGGGUAUUAUUAAAAUUCUUGGCUGGUGGAUCUUCUACCAUGGGAAAAAAAUUCCAAAAUGAACCACAAUAAUCUUCUAAUAUCAAUAAUAUUUCCCCUAAUUUAAACCAUCCUACUGAAUUCUUUCUUUCCUUUCCUUUCUUUUUUUUUUUUUUGGUCAUUCCCAUGGUGUGUGGAAGUUCCUGGGCCAGGGAUCAAAUCCAUGCCACAGCAGCAUCCUGAGCUGCUGCAAUGACAAUGCCAGAUGCUUAACCCAAAGGGAACUCUUUUUCUCACUAUGUUCUUGAUAAGAAGAACAGAGUGAAUGAUCAUGAAGAGCAGAGGGAGUGGAAUUUAAGAUGCCAGAAGAGGGAUGUCAUGGUUGGAAAGGAAACGGUACAUAAACAGUACAAAAUUUUAACAGGAUGAUACAUAUUAAACAGACUUUCCUGUCCUCAUAGGUAAAAGAGCACAGUUCUAUGUUGUAUAUCAUGGUCCUUAAUUUUGUCCAUAGAUGGAGCAUGCAGUAGACACGUGCAUUGUGUACAGAUCAUAUUAUUGGUUGUAACUUCGUCUGCUUUAUGAUCCAGGUAGCCCAGGAUGAGGAUUGCAUUCCAGGCUGUGUUAUAGAAGCAGCCUCUAGGCAACUUUGAUUUCAUGCCUUUUCAUGUAGGCAUACUUUUUACCUUGAGAUCAAACACGGUUCUUGAUACUGAGAACUUGAUUUACCGUCAUGAAGUGAGUAUUGAGGUUGCCAUGAUCCUGAAGAGGCCAGUGGAGGCCACUGGCUUCAAUCCCAGGGCCUCCCAGGCUCGUUCUCUAGGGAUUCUGAGCCCAGGUCACUGCUGCAGUAGAGUAGAUAUGGGGACCUCAGCAUCCAGCCUGAGGACUGUUUUCUCAGUUGUAACAAGUUCCUGGAUCCAAAAAAAAAAAAAAGUUUAUGUGUAUUUUAUUACGUGGCAUUUUGCAUUGUUGUAACACAGGCAUAAACAUUUACAUCGAAGGGCUUUGCUGAUGUGUUCUAGACAAUACCUCUUUGAGGCCUUUUGAAACAGUGAUUUCAUCUGAAUUUGAUUAACAUCCAUUUUGCUCACAGCUGCCUGUUGUACAGACUUGUGGUUGUCAGGGUGAAUGCAUUUAGUCUUUGUUGAAAAACAUUUCAAAACAGUUUGUCUCCCUGUCCUCAUUACUUGAAAAAAAUGUGUGUGAUUCCUUUGGAAGGAGUACUUCCGCCUUCCAGCGGUAGUAAUUACAAUAAUUUUUAUUUGCAUUCUUCUAUAGAUGAUUUAAAGUUUUGAAUGAUAAGUAGAUUAGAGCACUUUUAUUAAUGCUUCUUUGACAAUCAGGCAGUCUUGUUGGACAGACCAGUUGCUAAUGAGGUUGUUUUGUUAACUUGGUUACACAGCCUCCAGUAUUCAUUUUAGUUAGCACUGUGUCAUUCCUUAAUGAAGGGGAUGGGGCGGGGGAAUGGCUGUGGCAUGCAGUGGCUUGGUGUGGGAUCUCAGUUCCCAGAUCAGAGAUCAAACCCAGGCCACAGCAGUGAAAGCACGGAGUCCUAACCACUUGAACACCAGGAAAUCCACCCUGCGGCCAAAUAUCAGGCAACCCUCAAAAUAUUAGUGACACGCAAAAAAACCCUUUUAUUUCUCAUUAAUGGUUUGUAAGUAGGUUGAGGCAGGCCCUGCUAUAGGCUGAGGUUGUCUGCAGCUCAGCCGUGGCUGGUCUGCACCAGCUGUCUCAUUUUGGGGUCUGUGCAGAAGGCACAGUGGCCAUUGUGAAGAUGGCAGAAGCACAGAAAGGCCGGAUCAUGUCUGCUCACAUCCCAUUGGCCAGCACAGGUCACUCAGCCACACCCAACAUCAAGGAGCAAAGAAGGCUUCAUGCCACUCACUAGGAAGCCAUGAAAGGAGUGUCUGCCUCUUCUCCUCUUCCAGCUACAGGAGACUGAGGAUCGACCACAGAUGCAUUGUGUCAGGGUUCCCAACGUUCUCCUGAAGAUAUAUUCAGAUAACACUUAAGGAGUUCCUCCUGUGACUCAGUGGUCAGUGAACCCGACUGGCAUCCAUGAGGACAUGGGUUCAAUCCCUGGCCUCGCUCAGUGG